Trematomus bernacchii (emerald rockcod) is the source of this 5275-nucleotide messenger RNA. It is a transcript of the gene kank2, whose product is annotated as KN motif and ankyrin repeat domains 2. The transcript is spliced from 13 exons. The coding region runs from base 208 to 3321 and encodes 1037 amino acids. Gene Ontology annotation, biological process: negative regulation of intracellular estrogen receptor signaling pathway; negative regulation of actin filament polymerization; negative regulation of G1/S transition of mitotic cell cycle. NCBI's taxonomy places the organism in Eukaryota, Metazoa, Chordata, Actinopteri, Perciformes, Nototheniidae. Gene Ontology annotation, molecular function: protein binding. Gene Ontology annotation, cellular component: cytoplasm. The record is from RefSeq and is a predicted model, not a curated record.
AGCGUCUUGGCUGCAGUGUUUUUGUCUCUGUCAGUGAGCGCUCCUGGGCCGAGGCGGCUGAAAGGGUUUCCAGAGGACAGGUGCUGACUGUAAGAGUGCAAGAAAAGGAAGGGAGAGCAAGGAUCCUGGGGAGGAGAGAUCCCGUCCUUGCAGCGCACGCAGCUGGUGAGAGUUGGUGGAUGUUUGAAUAACAGCCACAGGCUCACGAUGGCUCAGGUGCUGCAUAUGGAGCCCGGCUUCCCAGGGAAGCUCAACCCGCCUGCAACUCCUUCCCUGCACGGCAAAGAGCAGGAGGCCUACUCAGUGGAGACCCCCUAUGGCUACCGUCUGGACCUAGACUUCCUCAAAUAUGUUAACGACAUAGAGAAGGGAAACACUAUCAAGAAGGUACCCGUCCACCGCCGUCCACGCUAUGGCUCCCUGCCCCGUGGCUAUGGCUACACCGGCUCCUGGUGGACCUCCACAGAGUCUCUGUGCUCCAACACCAGCACGGACAGCAAACACUCCUCCUUCUCCUACUGCGCCCCGGGAUACCACACAUCCCAGAGGCCCAACUUCAGCACCGCCCGGGUGGAGAAGACCCUUAUGGAUGCACGCAGGAAGCUGGAGGAGGAGAAAGAGGGGCGGAGAUUCUCCAACCUGGGAAGCAUGCACAGCAGCGUAGCGGGCUCCAACACCUCCAUCAGCAGUGCACACAGCUACAACAGAGCCCAUGGUGGAGGGGGAUCCUUCACCCCGAUGAGUUCUGGCCUGUCCACCCCAGUGACCCCCACACCAGCGCACCUGCAGCACGUCAGGGAGCAGAUGGCUGCGGCUCUCAGGAAGAUCAAGGAGCUGGAGGAGCAGGUGAAGACCAUCCCAGUGCUGCAGGUCAAAAUCUCCGUGCUGCAGGAGGAGAAACGGCAGCUCAGCGUCCAGCUGAAGAGCCAGAAGUACCUGGGUCACACUCUGAGUUUCAGCCGAGGCCGCCCCAGAGGAGAGCUCUACAUAGACAUCCCUGAAGAAGAUGUGAGCGUGGGGGCUAAGAGCAGCGACCAGCCAGCAGGGCCACUGUCCCCCACCUCACCCGAGGGCUCCAAGCUUCAAGACUCAGGAUGUGAGAUUGAGGACACAGUGAUUGUGAGUGGAGCUCGACCGGAUGCAAAGCGGGAAGUGCGCACCAUCGCAGUGGGACCAGAGGAGUUGAGGGGCAGCAGUGAGUUGGGAGUCGGGGUUCGGGAGGAGGAUCUGGGGCUGCUGCCAGAGACCCAGGCUCUUAGGAAUAAAGUGGGUCAGCUGGAGGGCCAGUUAAAGAGGACGGUGCAGGAGCUGCAGGAGGCGCGGCAGCAGGCCGCAGCAGUCCAGAGGGGCCCUCAGGCAGAGCACCCAGUUAUGGCUACCAGCGUGGGCUGGCAGGAGCCUCAGGGCUGCAGCCUGCACACCCUGGUCAGCUUCACCCAGCCCCCCCAACAGAGGGAACAGAGGACUGUGGGAAUCCAGGUGUACACACUGGAGCAGCCCACUGUGGUGGAGGUGGGCACGCUGAUGCGAGCGGAGAUCUGCAGCUCCCCCUCCCCUCAAGCAGCUGCUGGAGCCGUGGAGGGCCAACACAGAGGACAAGCUGAAGAGGCUCCAGUUGAGUUGCCGAUUGCCGUCAGCUCCAAGCAGGUGCGCGAUGUCCUGAAGAGCGAGCUCUCCACCUCGGUACCUGUAGCGAGUCCUGCCAUCGCUGUCAGCACGGCCGGGGAUCAGAUUGGUUUGAUGCAUUCAAAAGAAGAAGAGACACACCAGCAUACAUCCACAGAGGCUGCCGAGUCCCACGAGGACCCUCAGACAGCCUCAUCUCCCCAGUCUUCUCUGAGGUCUAUUAUGAAGCGCAAAGCAGAAGGUGAACCGGGAUCUCCCACCACGAAGAAGAACCUGCAGUUCAUUGGAGUCAAUGGAGGCUACGAGUCCACGUCCUCAGACGAUAGCAGCAGCGAGAGCUCAGAUGAGGCGAGUGACUCCAGCGAAUAUCAUGAAGCACGAGAAAAACUCACAGAGUCAGCGGCCCAGCACCAGCUAAUAACCAACAGCCAGGCUUCCCCGCCUUCAGAAAGCAACAGAGUACCUCAUCAGACUGCCGUCGUACUGCCAGCCAUCAUUCCAGACUCACAGCAGAGUCUCAAAGAUUCAGCAACAGCCGACAUAAAACUGCCGGUCAAACCCCCCCGGUCACCAGCGAUAAACACUACUCUAACGCCUCCAUGUCCACAGAAUGAUGCUGCCUCUAAAGACACUGUCAACCAAUCAUCAGACACACUCACCGUCACGCAGGAGAUCUCCUCCACAUCAUCAAGCACUGAAUCCACUCCCGAACAAAGCUCCUCAGUUACCUCUUCUUCAUCGCUGUGUGUCACUGAAACCACUGAGAUCACCCAACAGCAAUACACCGUCCAAUCAGAAACAACCGUCCUCUCCAGCCAAUCGGAGCCAACGCCAGCAGCGGAAAGCCACGUAAAAGACACUGCCACAGUACCUGCCAAGCAAGUCAGAUUGGAUCUGAGUGACAGCCUGAUGUCAGCUCUUCAUGCCCUGCAGAAAGCCCUGGGGGAGCCCAAUGCCUUCAGCCAACAAGGAGCAAGGGCGGCCUACACCAGCGUGCUGCAGGAGUGGCUGCGCGUGUCCUGUCACAAAGCGGCGGACACAGCUGUUGUCAAAGCCUAUAUGAACACCUUCGCUUCAGUCUCCCCUCAGCUGCUGGAGUUUGUAAUCAACAUGGCAGAUGGUAACGGGAAUACAGCGCUUCACUACACCGUCUCCCACUCCAACUUCCCCGUGGUGAAGCUGCUGCUGGAAACUGGCCUGUGUAAUGCUGACAAGCAGAACAAGGCGGGCUACACGGCCAUCAUGCUGACAGCCCUGGCCGCCUUCCACUCUGACAAUGACCUUCAAACCGUCCUGCAGCUCCUGCGCACGGGGGACGUCAACGCCAAGGCCAGCCAGGCCGGUCAGACGGCGCUGAUGCUGGCGGUCAGCCACGGUCGCGGGGACAUGGUGAGGGCGCUGCUGUCCUGCGGCGCUCAGGUCAACAUCCGUGAUGACGACGGCUCCACAGCGCUCAUGUGUGCCUGCGAACACGGUCACGUUGACAUUGUGCGUCAGCUACUGUCUAUUCAAGGCUGUGAUGCCACUCUCACUGACAAUGACGGCAGCACUGCUCUGUCCAUCGCCCUGGAGGCCAGUCAGAAUGACAUUGCUGUGCUCCUGUAUGCUCACCUCAACUUUGCAAAGCCACCUUCCCCUGUUUCACCAAGGUGUCCUCUCUUGGGUUCCUCUCCUCCUGCCGGAGAAGCAAAAUAAACCCUGCUCCAGCCAGUCCACAGUAACUACUCAUAUUACAGCGUGAUUUAUUUUCCUCAUCUGUGUUAUUCAGAGAAACAAUGAGUUUGUGUUUGUUUUCACCCUCCAUAAUUUAAAUACUUUAUAAUGUGCAGAUAAUUACAUGACAGCUUGCACCAUUGUUAUCCAUUUCUCUUUGUACACUGAGGUCUUUCGGGCUUUAAAACAAGUACAAUCUAAAAACGGAACAUCUAGCACAGGGCUAUUCAAUUGGCGGCCCGUGGGCCAAAUCCGGCCCCGGGGUGAUAUUUACUUGCCCUUUGAGUAUAAUGUUAAAAAGAAAUCUAUUCUAUAGAUCUUUUUUUUUUAAAGAUUUGUUUGAGUGCCUUUAUUCCAGAGAGGGUGUUAAAUUGAGAGAUAAAGGGGCAGACAUUGCCUGAAAACUUCGGCGGGCUCGGGUUUCGAACCCACCUACUAGCUACUGUAGUGACAACUCCUGUCAUUGAUUGCAUCUCUGCGUGAAUGAUUAGAUAAUUUCACCUAAAUUAAAUCAAAUUAAAUGAUGUUGAUGGUUAAAUUAGCUUCACAUGUAGGCCUACUGAGUUCUGAACUUGCCAUUUAGAUCUAUAAAGACCUUGGGGCUAUGUUGUUUGAUUUAAUUAAACACAAUAUAAGCACUCCACUAUUUCCUGUAUCUGAAGCUCUUAAUAUGAUUGCUCAUAUUUCAAGCCAUCUUUUUCCCAGCCCCUUGCUUUGGAUCAUUUUCAUCAACCGGCCCCCAUUCCAAACUAAUUGAAUAGCCCUGAUCUAGCAGCUUCAUGGACACUGUCAGCACUGUUUUUAGUCAAAGUCAAAGAUGUUCACUAAAUUGCAUCAUAUAUAAUUAUACACUUGUUGUUUUAAUUCAUAUCUCAUAUUAGUUGCUUUUAUAGAGUGAUGUGUUUUCAUUGUUAUGUGUACAAUAGCUCUUACACAGUAGCAUCAUUAUGUGUGUGACCAUCGAUCAUUUGGAAUAACAGAAGCCACUCCUCUCACGGAUAAGUGUCCUUGCUUAAAGUAGCUCGUUGAUGCUACAACAAUCUAUUACAGUGAACACCACUUCAACAGUUGACCAAUAUUUAUACACAGGAUUUAUUCACUCCAGAGUAUUUUUGAUAUUGAUUUUUUUUUUUAAAUGUUGACUUAAUUCAGGACCUUCAAGGAUCACCAUUUUUUAUUUCCACAGCAAUGGUUUACUUAAAACACCUUUUCAAACAAGACAUAAAACAACAGUUAAUGUGUCGACCACCCAGAUUAAACCCAAAGAUGUCUCUCUCUGUGUUGCUGUAUGUUGUGGUGAUAAAAUGAACACAGUGUGAAGGAAGGAAGAGGUAAAUAUUAUUCUCUAAAGGCUACGGUACUUUGGUCUUUGUGUUUUAAAGUGACGGUAUUUUGGAUGUUAGUAAGGAAGGGUUAGAGUGUAUCUGUGUGAUAUUCUGUGCUCAUAAGAGUAAACACAAUUAUAUUGAGAAAGGACUGAAAGCACUGGUGUAGUCACCUCCGCUCUGCAUGGUUAGAUUUUUCAGGGAACCAGAAAGUGACUGAUUGGGGUCUUUAAAGGAAGUGCCGUGUAAGAUGUGAAUAUCAAAAUAAUAUAUGUUGAUAUAGAGUGGUAGUUAUUAUGCCUAAAAUCAAAUUCCUUGAGUUAGAGUACAUAGGCUAUUGAUGUCAAAUUUCUAUUACUUUUUAAAGACUUUUUUCACAAUUUUCAUAUUCACUUUCAAGCAAUUGAACUUUUAUAAACUUCAAUUUUUUUUAUUUAAGUAUCUAUCUUUUUUAUACUUUUAGAAUUUUUAAGCUCACACCUAUUUUAUGUAAUCGCACAGCUCUUUAGUUUAUGUUUUUAUGAAGGUUUAUGUCAAAUGUUAGACUGUUACUCCACUUCUAAUUUGUGCUUUUUGGAAAAACAAUGAAUUAAUAAAUGUGGACCACACUG